GCUUGGACAUGAUAAUAUGUGAGACUCCAACAGAAAAAUGUUAUUUGGGUGGAUGUAACAAGUGUCCAGGGGUAGAUGAGUUGAGUAACAUUUUACUGACAUGUUUUGAGAAUCAGGAAAUCGAGAAUGUCACGUACAAGCGUUGGGUAUCAAAACCAAGGUGCAGUUUAGAAACUUUUAUACAGCCUACAGAAGAAUUUAUUGAAAACCUUUGUAGUGAAUUGAAAGUUCUUCUACCUCACUCAUUCAUUGCAAAAGAACAAGCUAAGUUUUUAAAAACAUUAAAGGAAACACUAAAACCAAAUGAAUAUGUCAUUAUUUGUGAUUUUGCAGAGAAUUAUGCGUUCGUAGUACAAAAUGCAGCAUCUGGUUUUCACUGGAAUAAUGAUCAGGCGACAGUUUUUCCGUUUAAAAACUUUAAAAAUUUUGUUAAUUUGUACUACCAUGAAGAUGAUUUUGAUAUUCCUGCUGAAUGGCAUUUUUUUGCAACUGCCCAUGGCAAAGGUCCGUGUGAUGGAAUUGGUGGUAUCCUCAAACGACUUGCAGCAAGUGCAAGUCUCCAGCUUGCGGUAGAUAAACAAAUAACAACACCUAUAGGACUUUACGAAUGGACUUCUGAUCCGGAUAACUUGCCAAAUAUCAUAGUCAAGUUUUCUCCAGAAGAAGACUAUAAUACAGCAUUGAACGACUUGAAUGACAGAUUUACAAAAACGAAACCAAUUGUAGGAACUCAACAACUACAUUGUGUAAUCCCCGACAAAAAUGGUUGUUUGUAUGUAAAAAAAUUCUCAAACUCUAAUGAACAUAGAAUUUGUAAAAUAUUGAAACGCCAGAGAGAACAUUAAUGAUUAAAUUAUUAUAUUGUUUUUGUAAAAUCAUUAAAAAUUAACAAUAUUAAUUAAUAAGCUUAGUAUUUACUAUCGUUUUAUAAGCUUAUAAAUUAAGGAUAUUAUACCACAAAACAUUUAAAUUACAUUU
Molecule: messenger RNA, 978 nt
Organism: Cotesia glomerata
Lineage: Eukaryota; Metazoa; Arthropoda; Insecta; Hymenoptera; Braconidae
Exons: 2
Coding region: 9-845 (278 amino acids)
Source: RefSeq, a predicted model, not a curated record